UUCCGGUUCCAACAUGGCAGACGACGUGAACAGAAGUUGCUAGCUGGCAUUUCUUUGCAUCGAGUUAGUGCUACGCCUGGCCACAUGCUAGUUUCAUUAGGAUAGAAUCUGUGCAAGAUAUGCCUGCUACAUCAUGAAGUUGAAAGUGCGUUUAAUCAUCUUUGCCUGUGCUGCCUUCAUGCUGUUUGUGUCCUUCAAGAUUUUGGAACCAGAGAUCAGGAGACGACAAGGGACAGGUGAUGAUUCUCAGAUAUAUGAGGGUGGUGUGCCCCUUGGGGCAGUGAUCAAAAACCAGGUGGAGGAGUUCAAAGUUGACUGGAAACACUCAUUGGGGGGGCAGUCACCCUGGACAAUUGCAGCCAAGUGGAUAGAGAAUAGGCACAUACAUCCAGAGAAGACACCAGAACUAGGAGCAAUCUUGCGAGAACUUGCAACCAGACCAAUAAUUGCUGCUGAUGUUGGAUUCAAAGGGACUCAACUAAAGCUGUCUUUAACUCUAAAAGGGGGUCAAACUGUGGCCUUUAAACCAGAAUGGUAUGCAAGAAAUGAUAUCAUAAAUGGGACACCCUAUGCAGGACGAGAUCGACACAAUGCAGAAAUAGCAGCUUUCCACCUUGGAAGACUGCUACAUUUCCGCCGCACUCCCCUGGCAGUGGGAAGAAGGGUGAACCUCCAGACUGAGAUCAUGCCUGUAGCCACGCCAGAACUACUCACAACCUUCUUCACCAAAGGUGACAACAACUGUUUCUAUGGCAAGUGCAUGUUCUGCAAGGGUCCAGAUGACGGAGUAUGUGCAAAAGGUCAAAUACUAGAGGGUACUAUAAUCUUGUGGCUGCCGAGUGAGUGGACCCUGAAAACAGUACGACAUCCGUGGUCCCGUACUUAUUCAAGAAAACGUAUAGCAAAAUGGGAAACAGACUCGGACUACUGCAGCAAGGUCCUGAUGGUGAAGACUUACAGUUCAGGCACCUUGCUUCUUGAUCUCAUCGAUACAGCAAUAUUUGACUACCUCAUAGGCAAUGCUGAUCGCCAUCAUUAUGAACACUUUAGCCACAGCAAAGAAAACAUGGUGCUUAUUCUCGACAACGCCAAAAGCUUUGGUGAUCCUGAUAUGGAUGAAAGAUCAAUUUUGGCUCCACUUUAUCAGUGCUGCAGGUUCCGUUUCAGCACAUGGCAACGUCUCCUUGCACUCCAAGAUGGUGUCCUCAGUGGGGUAAUGAAGGAAAUUCUGGCCCAGGACCCAGUUGCUCCCAUCUUGACAGAGGAGCAUCUCAAGGCCAUGGACAGACGACUUCUUAACAUACUCUUGGAAAUGGAAAAAUGUGUAGCUAAAAAUGGGAUGACUGGGAUUGUGAUGGACCACUCCUAUCAUUGAUAGGUUGUCUCCCUUGCUGUUACCAGGUGUAGCACAUGUACUUAAUGAGAUGUCUAAUAUUUCAUGAUGUGUCCUAGUCCACAGAUUCAUCUGAUUAGUGUGAAACCAUUUGAUAGUUUGUAUAGUUUAAAGCGGGUACUAAAAAAUAUUGUCUCAAACAAAAAUCCACCCCCAUGAUAUCAUCUUCCCGAGGCAAGGGAGUUAACUGACUUUAAUAGUCCAGAUUCCACCCUUGCCGAUCAAGGCUGGAAUUCUGGAGUUGCGUUUCAGCUGGUAUAACGGGUCUAUGCACAGUCCAAUCAAAAUUGUGUAACGAACUAGACAUCCGGUUCGUAAACAACAUGGAUUUCAAUGUGCAGAUUUUGGUUGACUGCUGGAUUUGCAAAGCAUGUGUACCGUCAACUUUGCGGCAGACAUAUACUUUGCUAAUCGUUCAUGUUUUUGAUCAAGGUACUCAAGUGAUUUGAUGCACUUUCCAGGGUAAGACCAGUUUUAUAACAGUAUAGGCCUUUUUUAUCAAUCAGAUCGUCUUAACUGGACGCUGCCAUUUUGUGUCAGUUGAUGCCCUUGCCACGGGAAGAUGACCACCUGAAUAUUCAAUGGUCAUUCUCUUAUAACGAGGCUCAACAUUGAACUUUGUUUCAAAGUACAUUCAAGCCUCAUUAAGUGUACCAAGCUAACACAUGAAAUCCCACAAUGGAUAGUUUUGUUAAACUCCGACUGAACUAGUAUUUUUUGUAUGUCUUAUUUGAUUCUUGAUACUUACUAUAUACUCUUUUAGGUACCAUUGAUUGAGUUUGGAGAGAGAAUUUGAUUGUAUGACGUCAGAAGAAAUAUUUGUAUAAACAAUUAGGUGAUGAGUUGCAUUCAGGCUGCACACUUGACAAUCUCUUGCUGACAUUGAAUGUUAAUUACUGCUGUAUAAUUGUCAAUCUUAUAUCAAUCAGGUUUAUUGUAUUUAUUUGCUAUGAUAUUAUUCAGCAUUGAUACUUCCUGUUUAUGACAUCCAAUGUCAGUGUAUCUGUGCGAUCAUAUUACAUGUUUGUGAUGGAAUCAUACAAUUUGGGUAAAGGGAAUUCUUAAUAAGUAGAUUAUUUGGCUUCAUCUCUUGAAUUUCUAGAGUUGAAUCAUGUGUCUUUAUUCUGUCUUGAUCUGUGUUGAUAUGCAAUUUACCCAUCAUGCCAAAAAAGACAAUCAAGUUUUGUUUGUGCAUUAUGCAGAGAAAUGACAGUUGCACUUUCCUCAGAGUACUUUUCAGAGAUUUAACAUUCAGAUGUACUGUUAUUAAUGGGUGUCAAACACUUUUUUACACAGAUGUGGGGUUACAGAUGUGGUGAUGUGGUUAUGUGGUACACAUGUGGUUAUGUGGGGGUACUGAUGUGGUGAAGUGGUACACGUGUGGUUAUGUGGGGGUACUGAUGUGGUGAAGUGGUACACGUGUGGUUAUGUGGGGGUACACAUGUGGUACACGUGUUUAUGUGGGGGUACACAGGUGGUUUGUGGGGGUACACAUUUGUUAUGUGGGGGUACACAGGUGGUUAUGUGGGGGUACAUCUGUGGUUAUGUUGGGGCACACAGGUGUUAUAAGGAGGUACACAGGUGUUAUGUGGGGGUACACGGGUGGUUAUGUGGGGGUACAUAUGUGGUUAUGUGGGGGUACACAGGUGUUAUGUGGGGGUACACAUGUGGUUAUGUGGGGUACACAGGUGUUAUGUGGGGGUACACAGGUGUUAUGUGGGGGUACACAGGUGGUUAUGUGGAGGUACAUAUGUGGUUAUGUGGGGGUACACAGGUGUUAUGUGGGGGUACACAUUUGGUUAUAUGGGGGUACACAGGUGUUAUGGGGGGGUACAUAUGUGGUUAUGUGGGGGUACAGAUGUGGUUAUGUGGGGGUACAGAUGUGGUGAUGUAGGGGUACACAUGUGGAUAUGUGGGGGUACACAUGUGGUUAUGUGGGGGUUCACGUGGGUAUGUGGGGUAACACAGGUGUUAUGUGGGGGUACACAUGUGGUUACGUGGUGGUACACACGUGGUUAUGUGGGGGUACACAUACCGGUAUGUAGUAGUAAUGUAUUGUGAUAUUUGAAAGCCAUGUGGUCAGAUUGAGGGUGGACACAAACAGGUUUGUGGUGCAAAAGUUACCCUUUUAUAAAUUGAACAAGGUGGACUUCUCUAUAAAGGCUGCUUUUGAAAUCUCAUUUCAUAUAGAUCUCACACAGGUAUAUACUACUCAAAAAUAGUUAAAGAACACAUGACCAUGACAGAUUAACUAUAGCAAUAUCAUGUUGACUAGUACAUAUUGUUAGUUGAUAUAGCAUUCUGUGCGCAUUGAAGAUCAAAACCUGUUAAUUA
Haliotis rufescens (red abalone) is the source of this 3727-nucleotide messenger RNA. RefSeq names its product glycosaminoglycan xylosylkinase-like. Bases 134 to 1375 code for a protein of 413 amino acids. The record is from RefSeq and is a predicted model, not a curated record. The transcript is spliced from 9 exons. Gene Ontology annotation, biological process: protein phosphorylation. Gene Ontology annotation, cellular component: Golgi apparatus. Lineage: Eukaryota; Metazoa; Mollusca; Gastropoda; Lepetellida; Haliotidae. Gene Ontology annotation, molecular function: phosphotransferase activity, alcohol group as acceptor.